Molecule: messenger RNA, 321 nt
Organism: Prorocentrum cordatum
Lineage: Eukaryota; Dinophyceae; Prorocentrales; Prorocentraceae
Source: the annotation of a GenBank genome assembly
AUGUUGUGCGCGCGUGUGCGCGUGUGGGUGUUUGUGUUUGUCAUCGGGUAUUGCGAUCCUGGCGCCCUGACGCCAGCGCCAACACCGAACGUUCAUAGAACCGUCUCUGCCACUUUUGCUUCUGGCCACGUGGAGUCCACUUGGAGACUUCCACACGCCGCAAGUGGCUGUGACCUCUCGAGGUACCCUGCAGUCUUCGGCGAGGGGUACGCUAUCGUGGCAAGCUGCAGCUUCUCCUCCGUGUUUCAUCUCCCGCGUCCUGCCGCCCCGCCCUGCUUGUCCCCUGGUGUCUUGUGUAGGCCGCAGCACUUCAUGAGGUAA